This is a messenger RNA of Gamsiella multidivaricata, 1539 nucleotides long. Its product is annotated as acetyl-coenzyme A transporter 1-domain-containing protein. Gene Ontology annotation, molecular function: acetyl-CoA transmembrane transporter activity. Lineage: Eukaryota; Fungi; Mortierellomycota; Mortierellomycetes; Mortierellales; Mortierellaceae. The record is from RefSeq and is a predicted model, not a curated record. Gene Ontology annotation, cellular component: membrane. The coding region runs from base 1 to 1539 and encodes 512 amino acids. The transcript has 6 exons.
AUGGCUCAGCGUAUAGAAUCCAGCACAGAAAGCGACGAUAACGGCAAAUUCAGGACUGAUCUGACAGAGGACAGUCAAAAGGAAUCUUCUGGAUCGUUGUCGGGCGCCGAUACUUGGAAUUUUGCGCUCUUGGUUGUUUUAUAUCUUCUUCAGGGUGUGCCUGUCGGCCUGACAUUCGGCAGUAUCCCGUUCUUGCUAAAGGCAAAGCUGAGUUAUUCGCAGAUCGGCAUCUUUUCACUGGCACAUUACCCAUACAGCAUGAAGUUUCUCUGGUCCCCAAUUGUUGAUGCCAUUUAUAACAAAGGUUUCGGCCGUAGAAAGUCGUGGAUUGUGCCAAUUCAGCUCAUGACGGGGUUGAUGUUUUUGUGGCUGGGAACGAAGAUCGAGGGCUGGAUGGCUCAGGAACACAUCGCCGUUGGCACGCUCACCGUCGUGUUCUUUAUGUUGAUCUUUUUCUGCGCGACUCAGGAUAUUGCGGUCGAUGGAUGGGCAUUGACACUGUUGUCCAAGGAGAACCUGUCUUACGCUUCGACUGCACAAACCAUCGGACUCAACACAGGAUACUUUUUGUCGUUCACGGUCUUUUUGGCGUUCAACUCUCCUGAAUUCAGCAAUAAGUAUUUCAGGACAGAGCCUCAGGACUAUGGUCUGGUGCCCCUGGGAGGCUACCUCAAGUUUUGGGCCGUCAUGUACCUAGCCAUCACUCUCUGGCUGGUCUUGAUGAAAAAGGAGGAGCGAACUCACUUGGAUGAGGAUGAUAUCGGCAUUAAGGCUGUCUACCAGAUCAUUCUCCGGAUCAUCAGGCUGCCCCACAUGAAGUCGUUCAUGGUUGUUCUUUUGACUGCCAAGAUCGGAUUUAUUGCCAAUGACGCCGUAACAGCACUGAAGCUGCUCGAGAAGGGAUUCAGUAAGGAGGACUUGGCCUUGGCAGUCUUGAUCGACUUCCCUUUCCAGAUCAUCUUUGGAUACUAUGCUGUUCGAUGGAGCUCUGGAGCUCGUCCCUUGAAGCCGUGGCUCUGGGCAUUUUUCGCGCAUUUGGCCUGUUGUGUUAUUGCCAUGCUUCUUGUCUACGGUUUCCCAGCAGAUGGCGUGGUCACACCAGCAUACUUUUACAUGGUCCUGAUCACCACUGUUGCCACCUCCUUCACAAGCACCGUCGCAUUCGUGAGUAUGGGAGCAUUUAUGACCGUGAUCGCUGAUCCUGUCAUCGGUGGAACCUAUAUGACUCUUCUGAAUACGCUGAGUAACUUUGGAGGCACCUGGCCUCGAUUCUUUGUCCUCGAAGCAGUUGAUUAUUUCACUGUCUCCAGUUGCUCCGUUGUCAACAAAAAGGGCGAAGAAUUCUCUUGCACGGCUGAGUCGGGCAAGUCGAUGUGCGAGAGUCUUGGUGGCGAGUGCGUGCUCCAGCAGGACGGAUACUAUCUUGUCAGCUCAAUGUGCGUGCUGAUUGGAGGAUUGAUGCUUGUGUUCUACAUCGCGCCUACGAUCCGGUAUCUCGAGUCAUUGAAUCCAAAGAAGUGGAAGUUGGAUCAAAAAUAA